Messenger RNA from Bursaphelenchus xylophilus (pine wood nematode), 1273 nucleotides. Lineage: Eukaryota; Metazoa; Nematoda; Chromadorea; Rhabditida; Aphelenchoididae. The record is from the annotation of a GenBank genome assembly.
AUGAUCGGCCAUUUCAGCGGCCCGUCUGAGAAUAAUCCCUACGCAUGGGAUGAUGACUUUUCUUAUGUUCAAUAUAGUGUGACCGCCGCGACGUAUCAAGACAUUUUGUUCUACAGCAAAAUCUUUCACAAUGUUUGCUUUGCAAUUGGAACAUUUCUUUCAUUGCUAUUAUUGUAUUUGAUAUUCAAAAAGAACGGGAAAAUGCUGCAGAACUAUCGAACGAUGCUGAUUUUCAACUGCUUCGUGGAUAUGCAGAUCUGUUUGGCGGUUUACUUGGGCCAAUAUGUAGGUAGUCUUACUGGUAACAACUAAUGCAAUUUUUUUGCUAUAAUUUACAACUUACUUUCAGUCCACAAAAGCGAUAGAUAACUUGUUUAUGUCAUCGUUUGAUGGAAUUGGACAGCAUCUUGGUUUUACCGGCCAGUGUGCGUUGAUGUCAUUUUUUACAUUGAGCAUCAACGUGGUCAUUACAAGUUUGCCGGCCAAUUACUAUUAUCGAUACAUCUGCAUCAAACGGUAAGUUGUAAAAUUCAGGGCUUUUCAAAGUUUCAUCUAUAUGCAAUUCUCUUGAAAUAAGUUUUUACUUUAGUGGAAGACCUUUGUCCUUCUGCGGGGUACUUCUUCUCUACUCCAUUGUUUAUGCGGUCACUCUACCCACAAUGAUAUGGACACUCUUCUCCUUCCAUUAUGAUGGCCUCUCUCGGCCUGGAUUUAACUAUGGAUCCCUUUGGUUUAAUGUGAAGCCCUUACCGACAAUUCUGAUCCUCAACUUUGUACGUGAAAUUGAUCAAAUUGUAAUGCUUCAAUUACCACGUAUAUUUUAGCAUUUGCCUCACACCAAAUUCUUUAUGAUUUACGUCUUUAUUUGCUACGGAAUCGCCUACUCUUUAUCCAUAUCAUUUGCUGUGAAAACAUGGAGAAUCCUCGGCACAGAUAAAGCCAAAUACAGUCAACGAACACUGCAGAUGCAAACUCAACUUUCUGUGGCGAUGCUGGUACAGGUAAAUCAUAAAUCAGAAUGCAAAAUACGACGCUAAUCUUUUAGGCAAUCCUUCCCGUAUUCAUCUCGCUGGGACCUUCGGUCCUGAUGAUAAUUGAGAUCGCGUUUGGGUUCAACUGGGACAUUGUAACCACGAUUGCAUUCAAUGCCUUUGCAUUAAUACCGGUGCUAAAUUCACUUUGCACAAUCCUGGUGAUACGGCCGUUCCGCGAAGCCGUAAUGAGGCCAUUUUUGAAGACAAAGCCGGCCGUUUCAAGGAGCAGUGUCACAUAA